AUGGAGGGCUCUGGCAAUUCUGAUGUAGGUUGUGACCAAGGAAGUCUAUUGGUGACUCCAUAUUAUACUCCGUAUCAGAAGCAGAUAUUGCAGAAGUCUGGACUUCAACCUGUCAAUAUGGACUUGUCUCCUAGCACAGGUGGUGAUAGCACUGUGGUUUCUACCAAGGAGGGCUCUGGAUCGCCUUCCUCAUCAUCCUCAGAUUCAGCUGAUCUGGAGCAACAAAUUCAAAUAGUUGGUGAGGAAAAAAUAGAUAAUAUAUUGUGGGCGAGAGGGAAUGAAAGUUAUGAUGAAUUGCUCAGAGAAUUCAUUAAAAAUGAGGAAGAGCUUAAAGUUUCCAACUUUAAACUUCAGCUCUCAGAAACGGAGAUUGUCAAUUUGAAGAAUCAAAUUGAGAAAAGAGAGGAUCAGCUUGAUAAUGUGCGGAAAGAAUUAAAAAUGAAAGAGGAUAAUCUUGAAUAUGAAAAAGGGAAUGUACUGGAGUUGCAAAAACAAACGGCUGAUUUGGAAACUCAUGUUCCAGAUUGUUGCUACAAGAUUGCGAAGUUGGUGGAACAGCUGGAGUUAGCCAAUGAACAGCUUAAGACAUCGAAUGAUGAAAUUGCAAGAUUAAGAGAAGAACUUAGGAGUAAGUCAUCUGAUACUCAUGAGUUGCAAGGUCAGCUUGAUGUGGCACAGGAAAAUGUGGCCACUUUAGAAUGCCAGCUUGAUUCAGGAAGAAAGCAGAUUGGGGAGCUAGAAGACAGGAUUACAUUGUACAAAGUUAAUGAAACUAACCUUGAGCUUGAGGUGCAAAAAUUGAAGGCUGAAAUGCUUGAUGCCCAGGUACAGUUCUCUCUGGAGAAAGAUCAGUUGCAUUCUGAUUUUGUGAGUUUAUCAGAAGUGAAAAUACAGUUGGGCUCUAGACUCGAGGAAUGGGAGUCUCGAAGCAAUGCAUUAGAAAACAAAUUAAGGCAAUUCGAAGCUGAGAAAUUGAAACUAGAAGAGCUGCAUGCUAGUCAACAAAUGGUUUUGCAAGGUGAAAUCAGUUGUUUGAAGGAAGAACUUGGUCUGAGAAGACAUGAUGUAGAAGCUGUGAAUAAUGAAUUUGACAGGCAUAAGCAGAAAUAUGACCUGCUCAUGACUGAAAGAGAUGGAGCCAAUGCUAAGACUCAUAAACUUAUGGCUGAGGUAAGCUUCCGAGACAAUCAAAUUGCAAAUUUUGAGAGAGAGCUAUUCCAGCUAAGCGCACAACAGGCAGAGUUGAUCUCUGGGUCUGAAACGAGACUGAAUCUAGUAAAUGAGUUGAAUCUGAAAGUUGAAGAGCUUGAAAAAGAGGUGACUAGACAGAACGCUGUGAUCUCAGAUCGGGCUGAGGAGAAGAGGGAGGCAAUUCGGCAACUAUGCUUUUCUCUUGAUCAUUAUCGGAGUGGAUAUCAAGAACUUCUUCAAGCAUUUACUGGGUACAAGCGUCAUGCUGUUAUAGCUUCCUAAGUUGUGUUCAGUUGUGUCUUAUCGUUUUAAUAUGUACUGUAGAUCUUUGCAUAUUAUCAAUUUUGCAUGACUUUCUAUUAUUGCUGU
Molecule: messenger RNA, 1560 nt
Organism: Gastrolobium bilobum
Lineage: Eukaryota; Viridiplantae; Streptophyta; Magnoliopsida; Fabales; Fabaceae
Product: protein NETWORKED 4B
Exons: 2
Coding region: 1-1473 (490 amino acids)
Source: RefSeq, a predicted model, not a curated record